GACGGGAUGUCCAAGAUGGCAACGGUGGACCCGUCCACAACAACAAGUUCUCAUCACCACGAGACCGGGUCCUCUCACACAGGCACAGAACCCUGCUGCGGCGCCGUGCAGUGUAAGGAUGGCAAAGUGGAGCCCGUGGACAUCUUUUAUGCCGCCAAACUUGGUAUGCUCAUCCCUUGUCAAGAGUUUAUUGAACACCUCGGCACAGCAGUGUUACACACCUGUGAUGAGAAGGGCCACACCCCCCUCCACUGGGCGGCUCUGGGGGGGCACACCGCCGUCGUACGCUACUUUAUCGACUGUAAGGCCCCCCUGGACAAACCCAGCGAGAACAAGCUGGGACCUCGCCCCAUCCACUGGGCAUGUGUGCGCGGCCAUGUGGGGAUUGUGGACCUGUUGUUACAGCAUGGUGUGCCCAUAGACACCCCGGACAGUAAGGGCUGUACACCACUCAUUAUCGCUUGUCAGUAUGGACAGACGGUAGUAGCCGCAUACUUAAUGAGCAAGGGUGCACGGUUACAGAUGCUGGACCAUGAAGGAGACAACGCUCUUCACUGGGCUUGUUUUAAAGGCCAGGCUGAACUUGUCCGACUGCUGAUCUUCUCAGGAUUCAACCCCAGACAGAGAGACAACUAUGGACAGACUCCGCUCCACCUCGCAUGUAUCAACGGAAACCUCAAUAUUGUCAAAGAACUGGUGGAGGAGGAUGAUGUAGAGAUAGAUCUGGAGGACAAGAAUGGUAAGACUCCACUGAUGCUGGCAGUGGGCAGGAAGCACCACAGCAUAGAGUCUUACCUGACGACCAGGCUGGAGAGAAAGAGGACCAUACUUGGGGCCAUGCCAAAAUUUGACUGGCAGACACUGCUGUUUGGUCCUCCAGGCAACAGUAAGGGAGCUUUACUCUUCUUCAUCUGUAGUGUACUGUUCUGGGGAUAUCCCAUGUACAUAUUCAAGGUCAUCCCCUACACACUACAAGACAUGCAGGCUCUACAUCUGCUGUUUUUCUUGGACAACUGUCUGAUGUGGUAUUUCCUGUACCAGGCUUCCACGACUGAGCCUGGCUACCUUCCCAGGGAUACACAAGAGUACCACAACUCCAUCAGACAGGCUGCCCAUUUUGACGGGUGGCAGGCAGGAGCCAACCCUCUCAGUCGUCUGUGCCACACGUGUCGCCUGGUCAAGCCUCUCCGCAGUAAACACUGCCGCGUCUGUAACCGCUGUGUGGACUGCUUCGACCACCACUGCCCCUACAUCUACAACUGUGUGGGCUUCAGGAAUAGAGGGCCUUUCCUGUGCUUCGUCACAUCCACACUGACAGCCAUGUGGAUCGCCCUCUACCUUGUCUGGACGGUACUGCAUGUAAAGGGUUGGGACAUCCUUGUGCUGGUUGGAUUUCUGGAGAUGGUGUUUUUCAGCCUUAUUGCCUUAGCUGUCUCUUGUAUGGCUUGGUACAUGGUUGCCAUGAAUGUCACCACCAAUGAGAGACUGAACAUGAAGCGAUACGAGUACCUGAAGGACGGCAACGGGCGCUUCUACAACCCCUUCAGGAGGAGCGUGAAGGACAACUGUAUGGAGUACUUCCACAUGAGGAAACCUCUGACGGAGGGAGAGGUGGAGAUCAUGAAUGCUCGGGUCAACAUUGUAUAGUACACCUUCAGACUGUGGUCCUGGAAUUGUACAGGAUAGAACUCUUUAUAGUUUAGGCCACACCAAUUUAAUUUGUUGUUUCUUGGCUUUUUCAGAAAAAAUCAGGAGCGACAGGGCGAAAAAAAAAAAGCACCCCAUGAUAGCCGGAAAUGUUACAAUA
This is a messenger RNA of Branchiostoma belcheri (Belcher's lancelet), 1807 nucleotides long. RefSeq names its product probable protein S-acyltransferase 23. Bases 7 to 1647 code for a protein of 546 amino acids. The transcript is spliced from 9 exons. Gene Ontology annotation, biological process: protein palmitoylation. The record is from RefSeq and is a predicted model, not a curated record. Gene Ontology annotation, cellular component: Golgi membrane. NCBI's taxonomy places the organism in Eukaryota, Metazoa, Chordata, Leptocardii, Amphioxiformes, Branchiostomatidae. Gene Ontology annotation, molecular function: protein binding; palmitoyltransferase activity.